Tachysurus vachellii is the source of this 2203-nucleotide messenger RNA. RefSeq names its product CCR4-NOT transcription complex, subunit 11 (gene cnot11). Gene Ontology annotation, cellular component: CCR4-NOT complex. Bases 265 to 1602 code for a protein of 445 amino acids. Lineage: Eukaryota; Metazoa; Chordata; Actinopteri; Siluriformes; Bagridae. Gene Ontology annotation, biological process: mRNA catabolic process; negative regulation of translation. The record is from RefSeq and is a predicted model, not a curated record. The transcript has 8 exons.
UUAGCCGCAAGGGUUUGUGGGUAACGGUGAGCCGUUUGUUUGCUUUUGAGCUAAUCGGCUAAUGUAGAAAUAACAGCGUUAAUUUAAUUUAGUGACUUUAGUGUUUUUGUGGUGUUAAUAAGCUGUAACCUGGUGUUCAGUAAUAAUGAAGUUCACAGGAUCGGCGCUAUUUAAACUCAACAGUUAGCAUUAGCUUGUUGUUUUGGUCCGUGCGCGAGCCCCAGUGUGUAGUGUUUAUUAUAGAGUGUUUAUUGAGGGACAGUGAUGACCCUGGCGCCGAAGGAGCUGACCACGCUGCUGGGCCUGCUGUCUGAGGAGGCUUGUGCCGGAACCUCAUUCGAGAGUCUCGCGAGUGCCUUCCAUCACUGCUUCGGUAAAGCCGAGCACUUCCGUGCAGGUUCUGUGCUGGUGCUGCUCCUACAGCAUGCCGACCUCCUGCCCGGUUCUGCUCAGCGCCUCGCUGCACUCUACCUGCUGUGGGAGAUGUACCGAACCGAGCCGCUCGCCUCCAACCCGUUCUGUGCCGUGUUUGCUCACCUGCUCAGCCCCGGAAAGGACGAGCACGAGCGUCACCUGUCAGGUUUCCUUCCCCCGGUCACUCUGCCUGAGAAGUUUUUUCUCUCCCAGCUGAUGCUGGCUCCUCCUCGGGAGCUCUUUAAGAAGACUCCACGGCAGAUCUCCUGCAUGGACGUGAGCUCGGCACCGCAGACCAUCGACAUCAGUGGACUCCAGCUCGCUCUCGCCGAGCGUCAGUCGGAGCUUCCCACUCAGAGCAAAGCCAGUUUUCCCAGCCUCCUCGGCGACCCUGACCCUGACUCCUCCCACUCAGGCUUUGACAGCUCCUUGGCCAAUCAGAUCACAGAGUCACUGGUUACAGGGCCACGCCCACCUCUGGAGAGUCAUUUCCGUCCCGAGUUGAUCCGACCGGCGCCGCCGUUGUUCCAGGCGAGCGAGGCCGAGCUUGCGUGGCUGAGUCCAGCUGAGCCCGAGCACCGCGUGCAGUGGGAUCGCUCCAUGUGCGUUCGUGCUGCCACCGGCCUCGAGACCAAACGCAUCAUGGCUAAAGCCUUCAAGAGUCCACUCUCAGCAUCUCAGCAGUCUCAGCUGCUGGCUGAGUUAGAGAAAGACCCGAAGCUGGUGUACCACAUCGGCCUCACCCCUGCUAAACUGCCCGAUCUGGUGGAAAACAACCCACUGGUGGCCAUCGAGAUGCUGCUGAAGCUCAUGUCCUCCAGCCAGAUCACAGAAUAUUUCUCCGUCCUGGUCAACAUGGACAUGUCCUUGCACUCCAUGGAGGUGGUGAACAGGUUGACAACGGCGGUGGAUCUUCCGCCCGAGUUCAUCCACCUGUACAUCUCCAACUGCAUCUCAACCUGCGAGCAAAUCAAGGACAAGUACAUGCAGAAUCGUUUAGUGCGCCUAGUGUGCGUUUUUCUUCAGUCACUGAUCCGCAACAAGAUCAUCAACGUGCAGGACCUGUUCAUCGAGGUUCAGGCGUUCUGCAUCGAGUUCAGCCGAAUCCGUGAGGCGGCCGGUCUCUUCCGCCUCCUCAAGACACUGGAUAAUGGAGAGAUGCCCGCGGAGGGAAAAGCUGCCAAAUAAUCCUCUGUUGAUUGAAAAAAUGCUGACGUGCCCUGACGUCAUGUGACCCGGAGCUCAUCUCGUCUCAGUUAACCCUGGACCAUCGUUGUUGAGCCCUUAUGAGGCUGAAAUUAUUUUUUUUACGAUAAAACAUGACCCAAGGCUGCUAAUGAGGGUGCUAAUUAGCCCCGAGUGCUGUUUGUGAAGUUUAUAGCUUAGCUGCCUAAAACUUCAUUCGAAAGCAACAAAGAUCUUGCGCUCAGCUCGACUCCACGUUAACACUGACACUGAAACCCAAUGGGAGCUUGUUCAUCUAGAUCCCACAGUAGAAACCUCACCCAGCCUUGUUUUUGUUCUGGAGAGAUGAACAAACUGUAACCCUGUACUGUUUUUCUUUACAGGCUUUUUUUUUUGUCUCAAGAAUUUUUAAAAACCUAAUUUUGAAAAAUAAACGAUAUAAAUAUAUUAUCAGAGAGUCUUUAGAGCCUCUGUGAAGGACAGAGGGACGGUGGCAGACUGUUGUAUGGCCAGUGUACAAACUGUGACAACAAUGAAAUAUUAUGCUUUCCUUCUAAUGUAUUAGAAAAUAGGGAGAAAAAAGAAUAAAAAAUGUAAACUAGUA